AUGCCCCCCCACCGACCCCCCCGGCUGGCUGGGGGAGGGCUCAGCCGCGAGUUGGGUAAACUCCUCCCCGCGUUGAGUCAUUCGCCUUCGGGACGUUUAGGAAGCGGCUCCGGGUCGGUGGCCCCAGGACUGGGCAGAGCCCGGGCAGGGAAGAUGGGCAGCUGCACGGCUGGCUCCCCGCGGCUCCGGGGGCCCCGGCAUCGAACCCCCAAACCGCCGCCGCCGCUGCUGCUCCUGCUGCUGCUGCUGCCGCUGCCGCCCAGCGUGGGGGGCUUCAACCUGGACUCCGAGGCCCCGGCGGUGCUCUCCGGGCCCCCGGGCUCCUUCUUCGGCUUCUCGGUGGAGUUUUACCGGCCGGGGACCGACGGGGUCAGCGUGCUGGUAGGAGCACCCAAGGCGAACACCAGCCAGCCUGGCGUGCUGCAGGGAGGUGCUGUCUAUCUCUGUCCCUGGAGCAUCAAUCCAGAGCCUUGCACCCCUAUCAAAUUUGACAGCAAAGGCUCUCGGACCCUGGAUUCCUCGCUGACCAGCCCGGAGAAAGAGAAAGAGGAACUCGUGGAAUACAAGUCCCUGCAAUGGUUCGGAGCCACUGUGCGCGCCCAUGGCUCCUCCAUCUUGGCCUGCGCCCCUCUGUAUAGCUGGCGCACAGAGAAGGAUCCGGUCAUUGACCCAGUGGGCACCUGCUUCCUUUCCACAGACAACUUCACUCACAUCCUGGAGUAUGCGCCCUGCCGCUCAGAUUUCAACGGGGCCGAAGGACAGGGCUACUGCCAAGGAGGCUUCAGUGCCGAAUUUACAAAGACUGGCCGGGUGGUGCUGGGCGGACCAGGAAGCUAUUUCUGGCAAGGCCAGAUCUUCUCUGCCACCCAGGAACAAAUAGCAGAGUCCUACUACCCUGAGUACCUGAUCAACCAGGUUCAGGGGCAGCUGCAGACACGCCAGGCCCCUUCCAUCUAUGAUGACAGCUACCUGGGAUACUCUCUGGCUGUAGGCGAAUUCAGUGGUGAUGACACAGAAGACUUCGUGGCUGGUGUGCCCAAGGGGAACCUCACCUAUGGUUAUGUCACCAUCCUCAAUGGCUCCAACAUCCGAUCCCUCUACAACUUCUCAGGGGAACAGAUGGCCUCCUACUUUGGCUAUGCAGUGGCUGCCAGCGACAUCAAUGGGGAUGGGCUGCAUGACCUUCUGGUAGGGGCACCCCUUCUCAUGAAGCGAACAGCAGAUGGGCGGCCUCAGGAGGUGGGCAGGGUGUAUGUGUACCUACAACGCCCCACCGGCAUGGAGCCCACACCCUCCCACACUCUGACUGGACAUGAUUCCUUUGGCCGGUUUGGCAGUUCUUUGACCCCUCUGGGGGAUCUGGACCAGGAUGGCUAUAACGAUGUGGCUGUUGGGGCUCCCUUUGGUGGGGAAACCCAUCAAGGAGCAGUGUUUGUGUUCCCCGGGGGCCCCCAGGGUCUGGGCACCAAGCCUUCCCAGGUUUUGCUGCCCCUGUGGCCAGCUGGCCACAGACCUGACUUCUUCGGUUCGGCCCUUCGAGGAGGCUCCGACCUAGAUGGCAAUGGCUACCCUGAUCUCAUUGUGGGAUCCUUCGGUGUGGACAAGGCCGUGCUAUACAGAGGUCGCCCCAUCGUAUCCACCAGUGCUUCCCUCACCAUCUUCCCUGCCUUGUUCAACCCAGAGGAGCGCAGCUGCAGCUUGGAGGGGAACCCGGUGGCCUGCAUCAACCUCAGCUUCUGCCUCAAUGCUUCCGGGAAACAUGUACCCGACACUAUUGGCUUCACAGUGGAGCUUCAGCUAGACAGGCAGAAGCAGAAGGGAGGCAUUCGGCGGGUGCUAUUUCUUGACUCUAAGCAAGCGACCCUGAUCCAGCCGCUGCUCAUCCAGAAUGGAGCCCGGGAGGAAUGCCGAGAGAUGAAGAUCUUCCUCAGGAAUGAGUCUGAAUUCCGAGACAAACUCUCCCCAAUUCACAUUGCCCUCAACUUCUCCCUGGACCCCAAAGCCCCUGUGGAUAGCUAUGGUCUGCGGCCCGUGUUGCAUUACCAGAGCAAGAGCCGCAUAGAGGACAAGGCUCAAAUCUUACUGGACUGUGGAGAAGACAACAUCUGUGUGCCAGACCUGCAGCUGGAAGUGUUUGGAGAGCAGGACUAUGUAUAUUUGGGCGACAAGAACUCUCUGAACCUAACUUUCCACGCCCAGAAUGUGGGUGAGGGAGGUGCCUACGAGGCUGAACUUUGGAUCACUGCACCCCUGGAGGCUGAAUACUCAGGACUCGUCAGAAACCCAGGGAAUUUCUCCAGCCUGAGCUGUGACUACUCCUCUGUGAAUCAGAGCCGCCUGUUGGUGUGUGACCUGGGAAACCCCAUGAAGGCAGGCGCCAAUAUCUGGGGUGGCCUUCGGUUCACAGUCCCACAUCUCCGAGACACAAAGAAGAAUAUCCAGUUUGACUUCCAGAUCCUCAGCAAGAAUCUCAACAACUCCCAGAGCGAAUUGGUCUCCUUCAAGCUCUCCGUGGAAGCCAAGGCGUCGGUGUCCCUGAAUGGUGUGUCCAAGCCCGAGGCGGUGGUCUUUCCACCGAGUGACUGGCAACCCCAAGACAAACUGCAAGAAGAAAAGCAUGUGGGUCCUGCUGUCCACCACGUCUAUGAGCUCGUCAACCACGGCCCCAGCUCCAUCAGCCAUGGCAUGCUGGAGCUCAGCUGCCCCCACACUCUGGAUGAUGAGGCACUCAUCUACGUGACCAAAGUCACAGGGCUCAGCAACUGCACUACCAGUCAUCCCCUCAACCCACAGAGGUUAAAGUUGGAUCCUGAGAGUCCCCAGUCUCAUCAUCAUCAUCUGCACAGACGGGAAGCCCCAGGGAGAAGACCAACCACCACAGGACUUCGGAUCGUGAAAUGCUCAGAGGCGAAAUGUUUCAAGGUGCGCUGUGAGCUUGGGCCAGUGCACCGGCAAGAGAGCCGAAGUCUACAACUGCAUUUCCGAGUCUGGGCCAAAACCUUUAUGCAACAUCCGAACCAGCCUUUUAGCCUCCGGUGUGAAGCUGUGUACGAGGCCCAGAAGAUGCCCUACCGAAUCCUGCCUCGGCACCUUCCCCGAAAGGAACUUACGGUGGCCACAGCCGUGCAGUGGGCCAGGGCUGACAGCAGCCAGGGGGUCCCUCUGUGGAUCAUUAUCCUCGCUAUCCUCUUUGGCCUCCUGCUCCUAGGUCUGCUCAUCUACAUCCUCUACAAGCUCGGAUUCUUUAAACGCUCCCUCCCGUAUGGCACCACCAUGGAAAAAGCUCAGCUCAAGCCUCCAGCCACCUCUGAUGCCUGAGUUCUCCGGAUCCUGGACUCCCAAUCCUGAAGGCCCAGUUCCCCUGCCCUGAGUCUACUGACAGGGAGGAGAUGGGCACUUUCUGAAGGUGCUGAGGGCCGGGGAGAAGCUCCUCUCCACAGCCCAAAGACAUACUUGAAGGGCCAGAGCCAGGGGGUGGGGGGUGUUAGGGAUCCCCUCACCCAUGCACUGUGAAGGACCCUUGUUUACACAUGCCCUCCUCAUGGAUGGGGAAGCUCCAAUCCAGGGACAGAAGCCCCAGACUCCCUGCAGCCUUUGCAUUCUGGAAUUUCCUGAAAACAACUUGGAACGGUAACUGGGGAAUCUAAUCCCAAGUCUCUGGGCCAGACAUGCCACCAAGACUUCCUGUCUAGCUCCACCCUGCAGAGAUCGGCCGUCAGCCUUGCCAGAGAUCCAUAUGAAACUCCCAGCUAAGAACCUGGCCCUGGGGAGUGAGAACUGACAACUCUGGACAGCCCUCACCCUGGUGGGCCAACAAGGAACACUAACCCAGCAAGCGCUGAGCUUGGACAGAGCCCAGACAAGGAUCACCGCUGGCCCAGAGCCAGCUCCAAAAGGAAUCAGAACUAUAAUGGGGCCAGAUGGAGCCUGGGACCUGGGAUGGAACUGAGAUCCAGACUCAGACAUGGGAAUGGAAUCAGGCAGGAUUCCAGAGGACAUCUGAACCUGUUUCAGACUCAGGUCCAGUGGCACCCUUCAUCCUUGCCUCAGAAGCCAGGAAUUGCCCAGCACCUUGCAGGGCAAUGAUGACCACAGAUCCAGAACCUCAGCCUGGCCUGGCGCAGGCCCUCGGUGUUCCUUGGACGAAGAGGAACCUGCUGUCCUGCACCUACAAGAUUUGGGUUCUGCCCACCAGCUGCACUGAUGCUGCCCCUUCUCCCACUGUCCAACCCUCCCCUCACCUUGGCUCCGGAUACUCGGGACUUAUUUAAACUCUGUUGCAAGUGCAAUAAACCCAGCCCGGUGCUCCCACUGACCAGAA
This is a messenger RNA of Suncus etruscus (white-toothed pygmy shrew), 4321 nucleotides long. RefSeq names its product integrin subunit alpha 5 (gene ITGA5). Gene Ontology annotation, cellular component: external side of plasma membrane; integrin complex. NCBI's taxonomy places the organism in Eukaryota, Metazoa, Chordata, Mammalia, Eulipotyphla, Soricidae. Gene Ontology annotation, molecular function: integrin binding. The coding region runs from base 1 to 3318 and encodes 1105 amino acids. The transcript is spliced from 30 exons. Gene Ontology annotation, biological process: cell-matrix adhesion; cell adhesion mediated by integrin; cell-cell adhesion. The record is from RefSeq and is a predicted model, not a curated record.